Molecule: messenger RNA, 3115 nt
Organism: Myxocyprinus asiaticus (Chinese sucker)
Lineage: Eukaryota; Metazoa; Chordata; Actinopteri; Cypriniformes; Catostomidae
Exons: 5
Coding region: 1319-2485 (388 amino acids)
Biological process (GO): mitotic cell cycle checkpoint signaling; double-strand break repair via homologous recombination; response to ionizing radiation
Cellular component (GO): SOSS complex
Molecular function (GO): DNA binding
Source: RefSeq, a predicted model, not a curated record
UCCAAAAUGAAUCAGUUGAUAGCACAGGUUCAACCACAAGAGAUAUCAGAACAUUUUUCAAAACAGGUUCAAACAAAGGGCAGCUACGGUCACAUUUUUAGGUGUAAAUAUUAGCCAAGUGCUGCUAUCUGUGAUCACCCAUUGGCUCCACAGUCAAUGUUCUCUUCACUGACCCCAAAACACCGAAAAUGCAUUCACAGCAAGCAGCAAGGGGGUAAGUAGAAAAAUCCAGCAAAAAACACUCACAGGCCAUCUGCUCAUAAGUUAGCAAUUAAAAAGGGGAACUAAGCAUGACAUUUAUGAUUAUAAAUAAAUCAGGUGUCAAACUGUCCUGUGAUGUGGUGACAACCUUUUCACCACUCUGGUAUGCAUUUCUCUUCAUAAUUUCACACACCGAAUUGCCAUGAGGUGAGACACCUGCAGUACACUAGGUGACAAUGGGGCCAGUCUAUGCAAGAUGAUGGGGCUUGUGAUAAGCAACCUUUAGAACAGCCUACAAACAGAGUAUACUGUAGGCUGCCAAUAGUAUGUGAAACAGUAUGGAUUAUGAAACGAUAAACAGUAAUAUGCAACGUUGAGGUCAUAAAUAAGGUUAUUUUGCAUUUUCAAUCCAAGUAUGUGUAAAAAUGUCAUUUGGCAGUCCGAUCAAAUAAUAAGAGAAGAUGGUGAGAAGAUUAAAAUAUUAUUGUACUAUACAGUAUAAAGAAUAUAUUAUAGAAAAUCCCCAUACUGUGUUCAGUAUACAUACUAUAGUACAGACAUUCUAAAAGUAGUAUGGUAGUACUAGUAUGCUAUUCCUAACAUUGCCCAUUAGAGAAGAUUAUAUGAUAUUAUACUAUGGAUGGGCAUUUUGAGCAUUUUGUCUACUCCAGCACUCGGUCUAAUUGCUUAAUGGCUUAAUAGGAGAUGCCCAUAACCAUCGUGUUUUUAAUGUGCGUGUUAAGUUGAAGUUCAGUUUUGAAGACGCUGCAUUCUGUUCCAUUUAGCUGCACUCUAUCUAUCUGUUUGAAACACUCGCAGCGCGUUGAGUCCACUGCCACACGCCUGGUGUGUGUGUCUCCUCGAGUGUUCGCUCCUGUAGGGAAGCCGUGAUGCUCCAUAUUGUUGUUCCUGUGAUUAUUCAUGAAGCGCUCCAUUCAACUCGGAGAGUCGGAAUUUCCACAUUUCAACUGGGGAAAGUGCAACGGAAUGACACUUUAUGUCGGACUUCUAACUUGGAAACUCGUGCGGAAAUCUUCAACUCCCAUUUCUUCAAGAUUCAGGUAAUGGGCAAAGUCCAGUAUUAUUUCAGCGACGUAGCAGACGGGGUAGCACAGGCAUGGCAGAAGCAAGUCCAGCCAAAAAAUUAAAGCAGAGUGUCAAGGGCUACCUUUAUAAUGUGAGCCCCUUAAAAGACCCACAGAAGUCCUAUUUUGAUGCCACUCUUCAACAUGGAAGUGAAUGUUCCAAAGUUGUAGUCUUCACCCCGCAGGACCACACACAGUUCCAAAAUGCUGAAAAGAAUCGGUGCCCAGUUACAUUAGAAGAUGUGAUAUUACAACCAUCCAAGGAGUCCUAUGGAAAAAGAAAUGUGUUCUACACACACAGCUCCAGAAUGUCCUGCGUUUGUGAUCUAGGAGAUGCAUUUAAUGAUACCUUGCCUGCUAAACAGCAAGAAAUAACAUUGGCUGAAAAACUGGUUACAAAACCUCAGAGGGUCAACAUUAUUGUCAAGAUUAUUAAGGAAGAGUACAAGGGAAACAGUGUUGUGCGGGAUGGGAGAUAUCUUCCAAGAACAACAUAUACAGUGGCAGAUGCUACAGCCUAUAUUAGCCUAACAGUCUGGUGUGAACACAACAUCACCAUCGGAGAAUGGUACCAUAUCACAAAUGUGUCUUUGAAACAGUUCAACGAUAAAACCUCCCUAACAACCACCAAAGACACAAGGAUUCUCAACAUCCCAUCUCAAGGUGCAACGGUUACUGUUGAAGUGCCUACAGAAUCUAUAAAGUGUGAAAUCAUUGGUGCAAACGUGAAGAUUUUCUUCAUAUGCCACCGUAAACAUAACCUAAGCAACAUAACGCCAUCAAGCCCAACUGUCUAUUGUCCCUCAUGCAAAACACAUUACAAAACCAGUGCAACCACAAUGAAGAUUAGUGUUCACCUGGAUCUCAAACCAGAAACAGGUGACGUUAUACAGGCAAGUGCUGAAGAUGAAGUCAUAAUGCCAGUGAUCACAGUGAAGCCCAAUGCAUCUCGAGAUGAGAUUAUCCAGAGCUUGAUGGCGCUACCCCCCAUGCAAGUUACAAUUUGCAAUAGCGUCAUUGUCAAGAUUGAAGAUGGCUCUGAAUCUCACAAUCCUUUGAAUGCUGAAAUCAAGUCAGAUGAAGCUGUAUGCUCUCUGAAGCUCCCUAUUAAGGUGGAACCACUAGAAGAUUCUGACACUGUUUUUUAUUCACCGCCUGAUCACGGUCUAUUCAGUUCAAGUCAAUCAAAGAAAAUCUAAAGAUUGAUUCUUGUUACGGAAGAUUGCAAAUUGCAAAUUGCAAACAAGACACUAAAAAUAAAAACACACUUCACAGGCUUUUUAACCUGUACUGAUUUAAAUUGUGAGGAAAAAUUAAGGGUGACAUUAUAAAGUCAAUAUGUUAUGAACUAACAAAAUUAAAUAAAAUUUUAAAUAUAUAUUUUUUUAAUUCUAUUAAAGAUUACUCAAUUCAAUUUGAAAGAAUUUUAUGAAAUUUAAAUGCACAAACCUUAAAAUAUAUAUAUUUUUGAGUGUAGAAUGAAACAUUAAUAAUGUCAAACUUGAUAAAUUAAGAACAUUUGUUUAAAAAUCUAAUUAUUUAAAAUUUAAUUUUAAUAGGGGAACUCAUUGUCUGAUAGUUUUACAUGCCAUAGAAAUCAAAUUAAUUUAAAUUGUAGUUUAUGUAUUUUAAUGUAUUAUACAUUGGAUUUCAUUCAGCAGUGGUGUAAAACUAAUUAAAUCGGGCUAAUUAACCUGUCAUGCAUUAUGCUACCUUUUGUGAUGAAUUAUUUCUCUUACAAAUGGAAAGGUAAUAUUCUACUCAUUCAUAAAUGAUUUUUUUGUAACAUACAUAAUAUUUUACUAAAUAAAUACUAAACUGUCACUAUC